AUGACUCAGACAAGCCCUACGGACAAGACCCAAGGGGUCAUAGAUGUUGAAGCAUUGAAGAAAGAAAUUCGUGAGCAAAUUUUAUCCGAACUGAAGGAACAAAAACAAGAACAAAAGCCAGAGAGACCAAAGAGAAAACUUAGUGAAAAACAACUUGCUGCAUUAGUUGCUGGAAGACAAAAGAACCCACGUUUGCUGGCGAAGAAAGCUAGAGAAGAAGCAAAAGCAAAGAAAGAGUAA
Molecule: messenger RNA, 240 nt
Organism: Trichomonas vaginalis G3
Lineage: Eukaryota; Parabasalia; Trichomonadida; Trichomonadidae
Exons: 1
Coding region: 1-240 (79 amino acids)
Source: RefSeq, a predicted model, not a curated record